This is a messenger RNA of Sordaria macrospora k-hell, 981 nucleotides long. RefSeq lists its product as uncharacterized. Lineage: Eukaryota; Fungi; Ascomycota; Sordariomycetes; Sordariales; Sordariaceae. The record is from RefSeq and is a predicted model, not a curated record.
AUGGCGCUGCCGUCGUCAACUGCCGCAUUGAGGAUAUUCGUUGAUGCCAACCCAGAAGCCUGGUUCUCGCGGCUUCGAGACCAAGCACUCUGUUCCGAUCUCAACCAAGCAAAAGCGUCGAUACGCAACCGAGAGAUUCUCCUCGUCGAUCUCCUGCAAGAACAGGGCGACCUUCCAGAGGGCCAUUAUAUCAUCUCUGCGCGAACACACCCUCCUUUCCCCCGGGUUUUGGCAAGGGUCAUGUUCAAAGACAAGUUCGCGUCAUGGUGUCUGCCCGAUUGCGGCAAUGUUGCACUGAGCAAAGAGGAGAAGGAGGAAGCCGACUUGACAAAGCGAUUCCGUGCCCAAAUAGAGGACAUGUCGGAAUAUGAAAUGGUAAGCCGGAUUCACGAAGAGGGUUGGAUAGAGGAGGCAGGCCGUGCUCCGGUGAUAGUGCCUGGGUCACAAUGGCAAGUCGGUUUGCGCGACGAAGUCGAUGAAGCGCUGGUUUCGGUUGUAGACGUGGAGAUAAAGUUUCGUCAGCAUUACCAGGAGGUCCUUACAAGGGCCAAGUUGAGUCCGUGGAUGGUGCCAUUAUGGAAGGAGUUGGAGAAAACGCAGGAAGGAAUUCAGAAGGUCAAGCUUCUCCAAGGCCUUCUAGAAAGCCUGAACCGUUACCUCAAAAACAGGAGCACAAUUCAAACUCCCCUGAAAGCAUUGAUGAUCGACCUGAUCAAGGCGUACCUCUCAGCCAACGUGUACCUGUUCUGGGCUACAGCCGACCUCUUUCAACUGGCCUCAUCGUGCCUAGAGAUCCCCGGGCCAAAUAAGGAGAAGAUGAGAUCAGCUGGGGGUAGAGUUCUGAGGCAGUAUGUGGCAGCCGUGCUGUGCGCGGAAAAGGGAAGCCAGGUUUUCGACGCCCGAGAGGGUGGAAAAGGGGUCAUAAAGACAAUCAAGGCUGGAUCGAGAUCGAGCUGGGAGAGGACUGGCUCCGGUAGUUGA